Molecule: messenger RNA, 1416 nt
Organism: Pelodiscus sinensis (Chinese soft-shelled turtle)
Lineage: Eukaryota; Metazoa; Chordata; Testudines; Trionychidae
Source: RefSeq, a predicted model, not a curated record
UUAGCGACAGAAGGGAGCACCGCUACUAGUGACUGCAUUGUAUCGUGUUUCCAAGGGGAGCUAGAGCGGCGCCCUUGCUGGUGUCCAGUGCCGGUGGCGGCGGGGGAAGCCCGGUCCGGCCGGGGGUGGGGACGCAACCAUGAGUUUGGCUUUCAGGAAUGAUCUUGCAGUAGACAAAACCAAAAGGAAGAAAAAAAGAGAACUGACUGAAGAACAGAAGCAAGAAAUUAAAGAUGCUUUUGAGUUGUUUGACACAGACAAAGAUAAAGCAAUAGAUUAUCAUGAGUUAAAGGUGGCAAUGAGAGCUUUGGGUUUUGAUGUAAAAAAAGCUGACGUAUUAAAAAUACUUAAAGAUUAUGAUAGAGAUGCAACAGGCAAAAUCACCUUUGAAGACUUCAAUGAAGUUGUGACAGACUGGAUAUUAGACAGAGAUCCACAAGAAGAGAUACUCAAAGCAUUCAAAUUAUUUGAUGAUGACGACUCAGGUAAAAUAAGCUUGAGAAAUUUACGUCGUGUUGCUAGAGAACUGGGUGAAAACAUGAGUGAUGAAGAACUGCGGGCUAUGAUUGAAGAAUUUGAUAAAGAUGGAGAUGGAGAAAUCAAUCAGGAGGAGUUUGUUGCUAUUAUGACUGGAGACGUGUGACGUUACAAGAAAGCAAACUCUGCAGCAAAAAAAGAGAUGUGGAGGAACAAAAGAGGAAACAACUAUCCCUUCUUCGUCUCAACUGCAAAAUGACUUACCUCAUCCUAAUUAUUUCCUGUGUCAAAUAAGCAGCAACUUCUUCCUGAGACAAGUUAAUUCAAGAUGCUGCUGUCAAAGCCUUUAUAGUCUGUCACCUCCUCAUUUAAGUCAUUCCACUGUUUUGCCAUUGUUCUGCACCACUAAUUUAAAUGUCUUUAAAAAUCCCUCGGACAUGUAUAUAGCCCCAUGACUUGACUUCUGCAAGUUAUGCCAAUCUCAAUAUUUCUUCAUCUUCAUCUCUCAAAUAUUUGUGCCUUCUGCCAUACUGUUCCUCAUGUAUGGAAUAGCACGUCGCCAUUGCACUGCCAUGGUAAAUCCCACACUAAUUCAGAUCCAUCCUAAACAAAUAUUUUCCCUAUGAAAAGUUAGGGGAAGGUAAAAUUGGCCAAAUAGCACAGCAAAAACCUCUAAAUGUUUACAUGUCUCUGCUCAAUUAAUAUCUGCGUUAUCCUAUUAUUGUCACACUGUACUUUCCUCUCUGAUUCCUCCUCCUACUCCUUUCUCCUUUUUUGUCUGUUGAUACUGCCACCUUGUGUUGUAUUGUAUUUAGAUUGCAUACUUUGCAGAGUCUUUAUGGUUGUGUCUUAUUUUGGUGAAGUGCCUGCUUCCUUUUUGAAGCUUCAGAUUUUUUUUCUGUUGUUCCCAUUGCUAUCAAUAAAUGUGUAAGCCCUGAA